Messenger RNA from Scleropages formosus (Asian bonytongue), 5050 nucleotides. RefSeq names its product suppressor of tumorigenicity 14 protein homolog. NCBI's taxonomy places the organism in Eukaryota, Metazoa, Chordata, Actinopteri, Osteoglossiformes, Osteoglossidae. Bases 419 to 2953 code for a protein of 844 amino acids. Gene Ontology annotation, cellular component: membrane. The record is from RefSeq and is a predicted model, not a curated record. The transcript is spliced from 19 exons. Gene Ontology annotation, biological process: proteolysis. Gene Ontology annotation, molecular function: protein binding; serine-type endopeptidase activity.
CACAGCCCGGAAGAGCGCAGCGCGAGCCGCACAGCAGCGCCUCGCCUUUGUCGACUGUUUCUUGCAUUUUUCUUUAAUAUACUAUAGAUAUAUUUACAUAUAUAAAUUUAAUUUGAUUUACUGAUUAAAUAUUGUUUGGUUUUGUAAUUCCGCGCCUCGCGCGCCGCAGAGUCACUUCGCUUUUUAUCGCUGUUUUCGCGGGUUUCGCUCGCGCGCGCGGCGCCCAAACUCACCUGUCGGAGGCGAAACUUGGGCCGAAAGAAAGAAAGAAAGAAAGAAGGAAGAGAGAUAGGAACAGGACCGAACCGAGACGAACGGGACUUUAUGUGCGCUUUGAAAAUAUAGUUUUUUUUGUUUUUUUUUUUUUCCCUCCCCCUGUUUUACAGUAACUAACUUACUGAGGAAAAAGUCUGAAAAAAUGGACCCGCUGGAGUCGGGAAUGCGGUACAGCCCGAAACGGCAGGAUCAGUGGGAAACUUCUGUCCAGUUCCUCCCUGCCAGCAACUCUAAAGCCCUGGAGAAGAGAGGCCCCGGGAGGAAGAUCACCCUCAUCAUCCUUGUUGUCGUCUUCUUGGCCAUCAUUGCUCUAAUUACUGGGCUCCUGGUCUGGCACUUGCGUUACCGUAACAGAGUGAAAGUGAGGAAGGUGUACAGUGGCUCCAUGAGGAUCACCAACGAGGAGUUCCAGGACUAUUAUGAAGACCCUUCAAGUCCCCAGUUCAGGAAUCUGGCCACCGAGGUCUUAAAUCAGCUGAAGAGCACCUUCUCAGGAACAUCAAUGUAUAAAUAUUACAAGAACUCCACCGUGCAAGCCUUCAGCGAAGGUGGCUCCCAGAGCGUGCUGGUCUACUACCUGUCGGAGUUCAACGUGCCUGCAGACAAGGAGCAGGACUUGGAUAAGAGCAUGACCUCCAUGGCCCAGAAUGCGGAGCAGAGCCGCAGCAGGAAGAUCAAAACCCUGCGUUUCGAGAACGUGCUCUCCUCAGCUGUGGACUCGCGCAUGACCAGGAUGACCAUCCAAGAGCGACAGAGUUUCUCGUACCACUGCCAAAGCGGCCAGGUGAUCACCCUGCAGUCCCCCGGUUUCCCCGACUCGCCGUACCACGCCAACUCGUACACGGAGUGGCUGCUGCGGGCCGACCCGAAUCACCGCAUCAAGGUGGAGUUCGACACCUUCAGUCUGGAGAACGACUGCGGCAAGGACUUUGUCAGAGUUUACGAUUCCCUUGUUGCCCUCGAUAAGCAACUCAUGGCAGAGAAAUGUGGGGUGUACCCCCCCAGCGAGCCCCUGUCGUUCAUCUCCUCGGGCAAUGUCAUGCUGCUCACGAUGGUCACCAACGAGGAUAAAAACUUCCCCGGUUUCAGGGCACAGGUCUCGCAGAUCCCUUCACAGAUUCCUGGGUGUGGUGGAGCCCUGACGGGGAACAGCGGAUCUUUCGCAACACCCAACUUCCCCUCUUAUUACCCCCCUCUCAUAAAUUGCACCUGGAGUAUCCAGGUUCCGGACGGGAAGUACGUCAAAGUGCAGUUCAAGAAGUUCCUCAUGUCUGAGCCUGGACAGAGUUACAGCACCUGCAAGAAGGACUUUGUGCAGAUUGGCUCAACCAAGCUUUGCGGUGAGAAGUCGCCCAGCACGGUGGUGUCCGUGCAGUCCAACAAGAUGGACGUCCUGUUCAGCUCGGACAUGUCCUACGUGGACCGUGGUUUCUCCGCCGAGUUUGAGGCCUUCGAACCUACAGAUCCCUGUCCGGGGACGUUCCAGUGCAAGAACAAUAUGUGUGUCGAUUCCAACCUGAGAUGUGACGGCUGGAACGACUGCGGGGACUACAGCGACGAGAUGAACUGCAAAUGUACAAACGCGCAGAUCAAGUGCAAGAACGGCCUGUGCAAACCCAACUUCUGGCAGUGUGACAGCGUCGACGACUGCGGCGACAACACGGACGAGGAGAACUGCGGAGCGUGCAGAAACCCCGAGGACUUCACGUGCCAGAACGGUAACUGCGUUUCGCAGAGGAAGAAGUGCGACGGCCAGAAUGACUGCGGAGACAGUUCGGAUGAAAUUAGCUGCUCCAGAGUGAGCGUGGUGCCGUGCACAGAAGUCUCGUACAAGUGUAAGAACACCCAGUGCAUCAACAAAGAGAAUCCCGAGUGUGACGGGGUGAAGGACUGCGAGGACGGCUCGGACGAGGCCAACUGCGAAUGCGGCACUCGGCCCUACAAGAGCUCGCGCAUCGUGGGGGGCCAGGCGGCGGUGGAGGGCGAGUGGCCCUGGCAGGUGAGCCUCCACAUCAAGGGCUCCGGACACGUGUGCGGGGCCUCCGUCAUCGACGAGCGCUGGCUCGUCACGGCAGCGCACUGCGUGCAGGACUCCGGCCAAACGAAGUACUCUCAGCCGCAGGUGUGGGAGGCCUACUUGGGUUUGCACAUCCAGGGAAAGAUGGGUGAGGACACUCAGAAGAGAAGCCUGAAGCGCAUCAUCGCGCAUCCCUACUACAACGACUACACGUACGACAAUGACAUUGCCCUCAUGGAGCUGGACAGCGCUGUGACGCUGGGCCACAGCGUGUGGCCAAUCUGUCUGCCGGCGGAGACGCACAACUUCCCGGUGGGCGAAAAUGUCUGGAUCACUGGCUGGGGUGCCACACGCGAGGGGGGCUCCGGUGCAUCGAUCCUGCAGAAGGCCGAAGUCCGCACCAUUAACCAGACGGUGUGUAACGAUCUGAUGAGUGGACAGAUCACGUCCCGUAUGAUCUGCGCUGGUGUGCUGACCGGAGGUGUGGACGCGUGCCAGGGAGACUCGGGGGGCCCCCUGUCGGCCCCGGGUGCUCAAGGACGUCUGUUCCUGGCCGGGGUGGUGAGCUGGGGUGAUGGCUGUGCCCGCCGGAACAAGCCGGGCAUAUACACGCGGGUCACCAAGUUCCGCAGCUGGAUCAAGGAGAAAACGGGAGUCUAGUGGGUGUCCGGUAUGAAAGGUGGAGGAGAAGCUCAGGAGCCAUUACUCAGUUGACUGGAUGAAGAGGAGUGCAACUUCGAGAACUUCAGUAAAGAAACAUCUCUUCGCUGUUUGAGCCAAAAGGCAAUCUGGACUCCUAGUUUAAAAUGUUGGGCAAAAUAAUUUCUACAGUACCCCGGCUUUUUAUACUGCCCUCCUCCACUUCCGACCUCCUCAGAUGACCAGUGAACGCCAAGGGUCCCUCUAUGAACAAUAACCUCGAGGGAAACGAUGACUAUGGUUACAGACGUCGCCACAAAUCCAUCCUCUGUUUAGCAGUCCCUGUCAGUAAAAAUGUGUUUGGGGUGUGCAGCUCAUCUUGAGUAUCUGUACCAUUAAAUUUAUGUAGGAAGGGAAAUCCUCUCCUGCAGCAUGAAGGUUCUGGGCCCAUAAUCGUACUUUGUUGCUUGGCUCUCGCGGAAGAUGCGUGCUGUUCUUUCCGAUUUUCAUUUUAUAUAAUUUCAUCCUUUAGAAAAUCAAGGACUCAGGAUCAAUAAAAUAAUUUUGUCCCAGCUUUUUUUUUUUUUUUUUGUUCCAAAGAGCAUUAGAUGUAUGAUUGAAUGAAUGCUUUGUAAAAUGCCACUGUGUAUCGUGACUGUUCCUCUUUUUUUUUUUUUAAAGAUUUUAACGUUUUUAUGAAUUGUUGAAUAGUUACGUUUAAUUUUAGCUUGCUACUGACCUCAUUUGAAGUAGGAACCAAACAGGAAUGACACAAUAAUGUAAUAAAGAGUAGGAAAUUCAAAUCUAAGUGUACUUUAUGCUAUUUAAGAAGUGGACUCAUGGGUUACUGCAGCAGUGGCUCCCCUGGUUCCACCACGGAAGGGCCAACGCUGAACUGGAUCAGCCUGUGUGAGAAAGUGGACCCUCUGUGCCUGUGACCUAAAGCUUCUGAAUAUGCAGGAAAUGCUCGCGUGAUCCGAUGAACGACGCGCCACUGUGUUCAUGUGCUCUAGGGGUUCCCGCAUGAAUCCUGGAUCACCUUGCACGCGUUGUACAGAAAAAAACUCCUCUGGUUACUCAGGAAACGGUUCCUAAAGCCUGUGCUGUUUGUGUUGGGGUUUUUUUCCUCUUUGGUUUUACCAGAAAAGUUAAAUGAUAAUUUAGCAAAUAGCAUUACAAAUUGAAAUGGUGACUUUUUUGAAACUUUUUUUUUUCUUUUUUUCUAAAACGACUGCUGCGGUGUCUGAAUGGGCUCUCUAUAGCCGAUUUAGACAUCGUCACCAUGAGGUUUGUAGCACAAAUAUCACCCCCUGCUCGCAGAAAUCAGCAAAGGGUUUCCUAGAUUUGUGAUAUGGCUUUGCACUUGAGACUACAAUUCUGGUUUUGCGUGCUUCCCCCCCCCCUCCUCCUCCUCCACCUACUGGGAUCUGAGUGUAUGUGAGUAACAUUGCAGAGAGAGAGGUUUCAUCUGAUUUAGUCUAUAGUGUAUUUAAAUAUAUGAAUGUAAAUGUACAUGGAUGCACAGACUUGUGUAAAUUUAAUCUGUUUAUUCAAUGAACAUGUAAAUUGUAUGUACUGUAUAUAUGUCUUUAAUGUAGCCCACGGCUUAAGGGUGUAAUUUGCAAGUGCUCGUGUGGUUGCUAAAUGAUACCUCUGGUAGUAAAAAUGGAGCCUCAACAGAACCUCAAAUAUUUAAAUUUGAGACCAGAUGUCAAAUAUGGAAAACUAAAGUGCUUUUGGCUACUCGUGUGUACUGGCCCAGAAAGACCAAUUUGUUUCAAGGUGGAUGUUUAUUGUCGGAGCCCACGUGAUUGUAGCAUACUGAGCGGAUAGGUUUAUCUUUGUUGUGCCUCCUUUUUUUUUUUUUUUUAUUUGUAAUACUUAGAAAUGUGUUUGUUCAGUUUUAUACACGUGAGUUUGUGGGGCUUUUUGGAUUAUCACACUGCUUUGUCAUCCUUGCAGGCUUUUGUCUCAAGUGUGUACGCAGGCAUGCUGUGAUUUAAGUAAUAGGAACUUUACUUUCCUCAAAAUGAGGGGUUGGUGUUCCCGAAAUGUGCCUUAUUUCAGAGGGACUCGCUUUUGUGGUCUCAAACUUCUCUCGCUAUUGUGUAUGGAAUG